AUGGUUGGCUCUAGCUCAUAUUUGGGCGCUGCCUUUCUGUCCCUCCUUGCCUUGAACGGCUCAGGAGCCCUGGCACACCGCUGGUUCAAUUGGCAAUUCGAUAUUACAUGCGAGGCCACAGGCUACUUUGUGCCUGACAAUGAAGCGGACCUUGUUGAAUUUGUUAGAACCCAAUACCCGCAAAAGACCAUGCUCAAGCCAGUUGGAAAUGGCCAUGGUUUCGGCAACCUCACAACAUGUGUCAAUGACGGAGAGACUGAGCGAGACUCUUACAUUCUCAGUCUGACGAAUCUGAAGCAUCUGGAAACCUUUGAGAACAACACCGUCACUUUUGGUGGCGGCUGGGAUCUGAUUGAUCUCAUCCCGACUCUCGAGGAAAAUGGCCUCCAGGUGGCCAACCUCGGUAGCGAGAUGGUGCAGAACUACAUUGGUGCUGCAACUACUGGUACCCACGGCACUGGCAAGCAGCAUCAGAACCUUGCCAACCAGAUCAUCGGCCUGCGCGUGCUGGAUGCGAAGGGAGAUAUUCAUGUCAUCUCCCAGGAGCAUACCCCCGAUCUGCUGAAGGCCUACAGAAUUGGCAUCGGAGCUCUGGGCAUCGUCGUCGAGGUCACUCUCCAGGCAGAACCCUUAUCAUUCCUGAAGCGGACUACCAAGAUUGUCGAGGGGCCUGAAGACAUCACCGAACUUUACGAGACGAUUGCAGAGUAUGCCGACAAGUAUGAGCAGGUCAACAUCAUCGGUCCCAACCUGGACUGGAAUGUCACCACCGAGGAGCUUGUGCCUCGGACCAGUCUGACUCUAGUAUACUGGGAGGAGACCGACUACAAGGGUGCCCCAAACUGCUCUGUGGACUUCUGCGCCAAUGACUGUGGCCGCUGUGACCGCGACUAUAUCUGCUACGACUACAACAACUAUGCCAUCGCCACUCCCCCGGCUGGUAUCUGCUACCGUGGGUUUAUGGGCCAAUUCGAGCACUUCUUCCCCAUGGAGAACUUGGCCGAAGCUGGCAAGGAUUACUUCAACUACGCCCUGUCCCAGUCUGAUCGCAUGAAGCCUUACCAACUUGAUAACCCUAUCGAGGAAGGCCUGCACGGGGGUUAUUUGAGUGACGAUGUUACGGUCAUCACCCGGUUCAUCAAGGGUGACGAUAACUGGUUAUCUCCGGUUAACAAGGACAACCUGCCGGCUAAUGCAAGUGGUAUUUUUGCCACACUGGAGUACUCCUGGAUCCCGAGCUACAACAAUUACACCCUCCAGUGGUUCUACCAAGACCUUUUAGAAGAGUUCAUUCCCAUGUUCGGUGAAAAAUACAAUGUCCGCCCUCAUUGGAAUAAGAUGUUGUUCAACAACGAGACUUACGCUUCAACCAUCUACCCGAAGAUCAACAGCUGGCUCGAUAUUCAGGAGCAGAUGGACCCGCACUGCCAGUUUGUUAAUGAGUUCCUGGCUGAGUCCCUUGGAAUUGAGCGAUGCAUGUCCCUCUUCCAAUAG
Messenger RNA from Penicillium mononematosum, 1494 nucleotides. Its product is annotated as FAD linked oxidase N-terminal. Lineage: Eukaryota; Fungi; Ascomycota; Eurotiomycetes; Eurotiales; Aspergillaceae. Gene Ontology annotation, cellular component: mitochondrion; membrane. The coding region runs from base 1 to 1494 and encodes 497 amino acids. The record is from RefSeq and is a predicted model, not a curated record. Gene Ontology annotation, molecular function: D-arabinono-1,4-lactone oxidase activity; FAD binding. The transcript has a single exon.